GUCAGAAUAUCGUCUCUCUGAAAGCGACUUGUCGUAGCGGUGCGAGGUGUAAGAAGGUGGUGGUGGGGGAGGAGUGUGAUACUUGUAGUGGUCAGGAGGGUGAGGGCGACCCGACGAAGACGAGGAGUGUGGAGGCGGAGUUGUCCGUGAACUGCUGCGGGGAGGAUAACGAGAGGAAGCGGAGGAGGAGGAGGGGGAGGAGUGCUGUUGCUGUGAAUAGCUCUUGUGCCUGCUUGAUUCUUGCAUCGUCUAAAAGAAGGUCGAAAGGAAAGCUCAGAGGGUCCCCCACAUUUCAAAGUCAGGUUGGCACAGUGACUAUCUGCUAAGCAGCAGCAACGGAGCAUCGUCGAUGUGACCGUAAACUCUCUCGCCAAUUGAGUUCCAUCACUUUCCGCCCCGUCGCGCACUGUCGGUACUCCAUUGCUUCGGCACCUUUCCCCCAAUCCCACACUGGAAGACCUCUUGAUCUUCUAGACUUUAGCGCAAUGGCAACGUCUCAGCAGUCACUGAAAAACGUCCCAAAGGACAUACUGCUGGUUGCAGACUUCCUUCGAAGUGGUGAAUCAAAGUUAAAGAUUCGGCAAGGGAUCUUGAGCGGACGACGUGUGGACUAUUUCAAAGGAAAGCACGCCGUGAACGCUGUGCUUAGAGAGCCUUACAAGAAGAACGCGAAGCGACCGUCCGUGUCAGACCGUUCAGAGGGCGAAGCCCUUUUGUCAAAGCUAUUUACUUAUGGCUUUUUCGUCCGGAUUGAAAAAGCUCCAAAAUCAAAGCAUUUGAAUGUCCACAACGUUCAGCUUUUCGAACCUGAUGCGUAUUACGCAUGGGUAUAUGAGGGCUCUCAACUUAAGGGCAUGCUAAUCGGAAUGGCUGUUUUGCUCGUCACAUUGGCGGGAGUUAUGUUCCCUCUCUGGCCCGCCACAUUAAGACAAGGGGUCUAUUACCUUUCUUUGGGAAUGUUGGGUCUCAUGGGCGUGUUUAUGGGGUUGGUGGUGUUCCGGCUUGUGCUGUGGAUCGUACUGAAAGUUGCAACCGGGCGGGACGGAUGGUUAUAUCCCAAUUUAUUUGCGGAUGUAGGCAUCAUUGAUAGCUUCAGGCCAUUGUGGGGAUGGGACGAGAAAAAGACGUCAAAAAAGAAAACGGCAACCAUCAAGUCAUCUGGAAGCGAAGGGGAUGGCGAGGGUACUGCGGGUCGGGAUGAUGAGGGUUUUGGGGAGGAAAAUGAUAAGAAUGAUUGAUGUAUGCAGAAAUCAAUAAUCAUGAGGAGUCAAAGCUCCAUAGGCUAUGAUCGCGCAUCAAUAUUUUUAAACUAUGGCGGCGUAACGCAUAUAUUACAAGCGGCGUAACGCAUAUAUUACAAAAUCAACAAGGACAAAACACAUAACAAUGUUUGUUCAUAUAAGAAUGC
Molecule: messenger RNA, 1408 nt
Organism: Spizellomyces punctatus DAOM BR117
Lineage: Eukaryota; Fungi; Chytridiomycota; Chytridiomycetes; Spizellomycetales; Spizellomycetaceae
Product: Sec62 family protein translocation protein
Exons: 4
Coding region: 486-1238 (250 amino acids)
Biological process (GO): post-translational protein targeting to membrane, translocation
Cellular component (GO): endoplasmic reticulum membrane; endoplasmic reticulum
Source: RefSeq, a predicted model, not a curated record